Bombina bombina (fire-bellied toad) is the source of this 978-nucleotide messenger RNA. RefSeq lists its product as uncharacterized. Bases 1 to 978 code for a protein of 325 amino acids. The transcript is spliced from 9 exons. NCBI's taxonomy places the organism in Eukaryota, Metazoa, Chordata, Amphibia, Anura, Bombinatoridae. The record is from RefSeq and is a predicted model, not a curated record.
AUGUACACUGAUGACAUUCUGUUUGUCAUGACCAAAGUAGAGACCACACUCCCAGACAUAUUAACCAAACUAUCAAAUUACGGCAAGGUCUCAAACUUUCAUCUUAACAUCACCAAGUUGGAGCUUCUAAAUAUCACAUCCCCUUCUUCGGUUGUUUCGCAGUUAGAGACAACACUCCACAUCAGCAUAGACAGGAAAAAAAUGAAAUACUUGGGGAUUAAUCUUACAAGUAAUGACAAUGACCUUCUCCAAUUCAAUUUUCAGACGCUUAAAACAGAGAUAACACGAGACCUACAGUCCUGGUUCACAGCUGAAGCCACCUCUAUCCAGGAUACGCAUAAAGGUGGAUGUGCAUAUUUACUGAUGGGAGUUUAUCAGACAAUUGAUAAGUUUAAGGGUUGUAAAACUUGUGACAAGGAAGAAAAAAAGAGAAUUCUGUAUGUUCUUUUUGAGCAGCUGAACCCAAUCCUGGACAUUCUGGGUGUGGAACUGAGAAAAAGUAAAGCAGACAUUCUGUCAGAGUUACUGAAUGUGCCUUUAAGUCUUGCAGAAGGUUUACUAAGUGGGCUUUUGAGUGGAAAUGUUUUUGUCAUUAUUGAAAGGCAUCUGGACGUACUUAUCGGUACCUUAGAUCAUCUGGUGAUAUCACUAACAAAAACAGUGAAAUCACUUAUUGGAGAUAUUGACAACAUUCUUACUGAUCUGAGCAAAGUAUUGAAAUGCAGUCUUCCCAUUGUUGGGCCAUUGAUCGCAGGUGUUCUUCCUCUUCUUGGUGGUGCCUUGGGCGUUGUAGGAGCUGUUGUUGAUACUGCUCUUAAUGUUGUUGGUGGUGUUGUUAAUGGUCUCCUUGGUGGCAACGGUGGUCUUCUUAGUGGUCUUCUUGGGGGUAGUGGAGGUCUUCUUGGUGGCAGCGGUGGUCUUCUUGGUGGAGGUCUACUUAACGGUGUUCUUGGUGCUGCAGGUGCUGGACGCAGAUAA